Messenger RNA from Sinocyclocheilus grahami, 4844 nucleotides. Its product is annotated as C-terminal-binding protein 1-like. Gene Ontology annotation, cellular component: nucleus. Lineage: Eukaryota; Metazoa; Chordata; Actinopteri; Cypriniformes; Cyprinidae. Gene Ontology annotation, biological process: regulation of transcription by RNA polymerase II. Gene Ontology annotation, molecular function: oxidoreductase activity, acting on the CH-OH group of donors, NAD or NADP as acceptor; NAD binding; DNA-binding transcription factor binding. The record is from RefSeq and is a predicted model, not a curated record. Bases 336 to 1685 code for a protein of 449 amino acids. The transcript has 12 exons.
GUAGGCGGCGCUCGUCUGCGCAGCGCUCAUGUCUCCGCUCUGAAUGCUCGCUCUUUCCACAACACGUUGUCUGUGCGGCCUCGACUUCCUCUUCUGUGCAGAUUCAUGGCGAGUGAUAUAGCGGGGAAGAGUUGAUUCACCUGCCGCGACCACACCGAGCCUGCAGGUGAGUGCGCUGCCAUUAUUAAGACCGUGACAUCAGCGGAGUACUUGAUUGGCUUUGACGUCAUCAGGUGUUUUAAGGAUUUGGGUGGUUUCUGGACUGAUCUCUGUGCUGUGCCCCCUCUUUCGUCGUGUUGUGGCCGUAGCUGGUCUUACUGAAGAACUGCCAGUCGAUGGCUCUGAUGGACAAACACAAAGUGAAGCGGCAGAGACUGGACCGCAUCUGUGAAGGCAUUCGACCACCCAUCCUCAAUGGCCCCAUGCACCCUCGUCCUUUGGUGGCGCUGCUGGAUGGCCGGGACUGUACGGUGGAGAUGCCCAUCCUGAAGGAUGUGGCCACCGUGGCCUUCUGUGACGCCCAGUCCACCCAGGAGAUCCACGAGAAGGUCUUAAACGAGGCUGUUGCAGCUUUGCUCUACCACACCAUCACGCUCUCGCGAGACGACCUGGACAAGUUCAAAGGUCUUCGGGUCAUUGUGAGGAUUGGCAGUGGUUUUGACAAUGUGGAUAUUAAAGCUGCAGCAGAGCUGGGUAUAGCAGUGUGUAAUGUGCCAGCCGCAUCUGUAGAGGAGACGGCAGACACCACCAUGUGUCUAAUUCUGAAUCUGUACCGCCGCGUCACCUGGAUGCAUCAGGCUCUGCGCGAGGGCACCCGUGCCUCCAGCGUGGAGCAGAUCCGGGAGGUGGCCGGAGGCGCAGCACGUGUUCGAGGGGAAACGCUGGGCAUCAUUGGACUGGGACGUAUUGGCCAAGCAGUUGCUCUGAGGGCGAAGGCCUUUGGGUUUGGAGUGAUAUUCUAUGACCCGUACCUGCCGGAUGGGGUGGAGCGAUCACUAGGGCUCCAGCGCAUGGCGACACUACAGGACCUGCUCAUCCACUCAGACUGUGUGUCGCUACACUGCAGCCUAAAUGAGCACAACCACCACCUCAUCAACGACUUCACCAUCAAACAGAUGCGUCAGGGCGCCUUCCUCGUGAACACGGCGCGUGGCGGUCUGGUGGAUGAGAAGGCUCUGGCCCAGGCUCUGAAAGAGGGCAGAAUACGGGGAGCAGCCCUGGACGUCCAUGAGACGGAGCCCUUCAGUUUCUCUCAGGGCCCACUGAAGGACGCCCCAAAUCUUAUCUGUACCCCACACACAUCCUGGUACAGUGAACAGGCCUCCAUUGAGGCCAGAGAGGAGGCGGCGCGGGAGGUUCGCAGAGCCAUCACAGGUCGUAUCCCAGACAGUCUGAAGAACUGCGUGAAUAAGGAGUAUUUGAUGGCAGCCUCUCAGUGGCCGUCUAUGGAGGCCACCACCGUUCACUCUGAACUCAACGGAGCUGCAGCCUAUAGGUUCCCUGCAGGGCUGAUUGGCGUAGCAGCGGGUGGGCUGCCUGGAGCCGGGGCAGGAGUGGAGGGCAUUGUGGCUGGAUCUCUGCCCCUGGCCCACGGCAUCGCCCCAGUCUCACACCCGCCUCAUACCCCCUCGCCCGGGCAACCCUCCAAGGCCGAGGCGGACAGAGACAUCCCUUCCGACCAAUAGCAUCCCAGCACAUUCCAUCUUUGCCCUGAUCGAUGCCCUUUCACCUCACCCGGGGGGACUGACGCCCCUGCUUUCGAUGUGACCUUGGGUCACCCCAGUCCAACAGAACACGUGUACAAACCUAGGAGGGAAACCCUGUACCCCGAACGUACCCCUCAUUUCCACUCGGUCUCCUCUAUUGUUCACUUUGGCAGAAAGCAAUAACUUCUCAAGGAUUCAAUAAUUGGGUUGAUACACACUAUUUCUAAGCUACGAAAUCCCAGUUCCUUUGCUUUGUAUCUACUCUGGACUAGUUGGAGUUUUUUUCCGAUUAGUGUUUCUUACAUUUCUGUUCUGUUCUUUUCUUAUCUGUUUUAACAGCGUGGAAAUAAACGCAUGGACCUUGUUUUCUUUCCUUCGUCCCCUGCCCAUCCUCUUCCUAGCAUACAUUUGUAAAACCUUCUCAACCUGUCCCAUCUUAGCAAACAUUUGAUCAUCAAAACAAAGCAUCAGCUGGCUACCGUCUUUAAAUUCAGCAUUUUAUUAUUUAUUUAUAAUAAAAUUAUUUCACAGCUGGUGUUCAAUAAUGGAGAUCAAGGCUAAUGGCUAUGGCCCGUGGCUAAGAGUAACAGUCCAUGGGAAGAGCUCAGAUGUCUCGCGUUCCUCUCACUCUCUCUUCAUGUGGAAGGCAUCUUCUAGAUUUGUCCAUCCUCUCUCUCUCCUUCUCUUUAUUUUUGCAGAAAACAAGAGCUUCGCCCCCAGAGCUGUUGGGGGUUUGAUCAUGUGCUCCACUUUAAGUCACAAGAUUUACAGCGUCCGUAAUGCCUGAGGUCUGCAUAACAGUGUCAUUGAAAACGCAUACGUGAGAUUCCAUCGUCUCGUGAUAGCCGACUUGAUUUUAUUUUGUGCACUGCUUGUGAAUGAUGAUGAUGAUGAUGGGAGAUUGCUCGUAGGCAGCCAGCUUCAUAAAUGCAAAUUUCAAACAAAGCCAUAUUCAUAGUGUAUAGCAUCUCUAACUUAAGACAUAUCUGCAAGAUUUGACCUAGCCUCAAAAAAUGCUCUUUUUACAAUGUGUGCGUACAGCAUUGACCUCCGCUUGACUCAUACUGAGAUCCACCAUAGCUAAGCUGAUAACAUUGGCACCUUUUUUAAUUUUAUUCGUAGCCAUUUGAAGAAUAUUUGCCUUGUUUUUCCAUAUCUUCUCUCUGGCCUGGAUUAUCUCUUGCUGUACUUCCUCCUUGUGCCUCCUUUUUCCAAUUAGGCCUUCUCUUUGUGACGCGGCGAGGCACACUCGUCCUCCAUCAAUUCCCAUGAAAUCACUGUGUAGCGAAUCCACCCGUCUGCCCUGCCCUUCCUCCUUCCCACAAGGCACUUAAACUCUUAACACACACUCACAAACACAUUUUCAUACAGGCCUGACAAACUCCGCUUCGUCCACCUUUUUGUGAGGAAGUCCUGGUGCUCCGGAGGCUGCAGUAGCGUUGAAGGCCAGCAGGUGGCGGCAACGACUCUCUUCCCCCACAGAGAGCCUCUCGUGAAGGUUUGGGCACCCCUGGGUUAGCGGGAAAUCAGACGGACCUGUUGUGGGCCGCACCAUCUGUCGACACGCUUCCAGAUACUCAGGAUGGGGGUGAUGUCGCCGAGUUAAUGCAGGUCAUAUACCCUGAGCUUAACAUUUUCAUGGGCGUCUUCUAUGAUAUCAGCCUUCGUUUUCUCUGCGUUUUCACAAUUUAGAGCACAGAAAAUAAGGUGGAAAGAAUGUAAAAGCUAGGUCACUGGAACGCUGGUUGCUUUCCAAAGAAGGUAACGUUAAGAGAGUGUCUCGGGAUAGCGUUCUGAGAAAGAGAAAGGCCUUUCUAGUACCUCAGUAACAGAUAUUGAAUGUAUGCUCAACUUUCUGGCUUUGUACAGCUUUUUUAGAUCAUAGGUUCCUAUUUCUGAGGGGGUGUGUAUGCGUCUGCAUGUAUGUGACCUUGUGUGACUGCUUAUCCAGUGCAUCAGUUAUUCGCAAAUGACAAAAUAAAGCGUUUUUCCCCCCUCCAUGCAUAGGAUGUCUAUUAUAUUGUUUCAUUAGACGUAGUUUGAAUCUCAGGCUUUAGCAUUAGGAAGUUCUUAAUCUGUGAUUUUUGUAAUUCUCUGUAUAAAGGAGCACAGUUUCACGUCUUCGUCGAGAUGUAUGCUGAUAAACAGAGGAGGUUUGAAACUCUGCGAUUGAGGAUGCGUUCUUGAUAGCCGAUGUUGUCGUAAGUGUCCUCAAUCCUCAUGGAUUCGUGCAUGAUAACCAUAUCAGGCCCCACCCCCUCGCUUCCCAUUGGCCACGUUUUGAUGUUGAAUUUUGAGUGACCUGCAGCUUUUCCUAGACUGAAGUGAUGCCCUUUAUUCUAGCUGCUCUGUAAGGUUUCUCCAUACUACAGCGUUUUUGAAUUUUUCGGGUUUCUUCUAGCAUUACCGUGGUGUUUCUUUGCCGUCAGCAUCAUCCAGCUUUGAUAUGAGAUGUGCACUAUGUGUUAAAACCAAGAAAUAAGUUUGUGUCAUUCAGUGUUCAACAUGUUGUAUUGAAACAUUUCAAGAUGAGUCUCGGUCCAUCCUUUCACCCUUGUCGUCCCGUGGUCCCCUCGCUGCCUUAAUGUCGUUGAUUGCGGUGAAUCUUCCCCCCACAAAUACACAUGCAAGAGAGAGGAGGCUGUUUUCUUUAGCCAUAUGUUGCUCUGUGUGCUUGAUGCAUAUUUUUGGAGAGCACGAAUGGCUUUCACUUUGAGGUGUGAAAUGCUCAGGCACUAUGAAAGACCCUUUCAGGAGCCGCCGAUGUGGUUAAAUCUGGUCUGUGAAGGGAGGCUGGAGAGGACAGAUAUGGACUCGCAGCAGUCAGUUUCUCUCUCAGGGUUGUAAUACACGCAUAUCCCACAGCCGCCAGUUACACACGUCCUCCAUCCCAAUGAAGAUCAUGUUGUAGAUCUCCAGAGCUCGCCUACACAGUCCAUCUUUCAACAGUGAGUGUCCUUCUGUGAUAUUUGUCCUUUCUAUUGCUCUUUUUCUCUGCGUGUUUGUCGCACUGACACCUAACAACAGAAGAAUGAAUGUUUUAAUAGAACUGCGUGUAACAUUGAAGUUGGGAAAUGUAUUUUUACAACAUGUGAACUUUUUAUUCCUUUCUCUUACCUUCUUUUUGUUGUGAAUUGA